Molecule: messenger RNA, 1831 nt
Organism: Choloepus didactylus (southern two-toed sloth)
Lineage: Eukaryota; Metazoa; Chordata; Mammalia; Pilosa; Megalonychidae
Gene: MAP1LC3C
Product: microtubule associated protein 1 light chain 3 gamma
Exons: 5
Coding region: 78-665 (195 amino acids)
Biological process (GO): macroautophagy; autophagy of mitochondrion; cellular response to nitrogen starvation
Cellular component (GO): autophagosome membrane; cytosol; autophagosome
Molecular function (GO): ubiquitin protein ligase binding
Source: RefSeq, a predicted model, not a curated record
GAAUGAGUUAGGUCCUGCUUGUGGGAUUUUUUUUUUUUUUUUUAACAAGUCAGAUUCAGACACAGCUGUUGAGUAAAAUGCAGCCUCCACAGAAAAGCCCAAGCCUCAGACCUUUCAAACAAAGGAAGAGCUUAGCAACCAGAAGAGAGGAAGUUGCUGGAAUCCGGGCAAAGUUCCCAAGCAAGAUCCCGGUGGUAGUGGAGCGCUACCCCAGGGAGAAGUUCCUGCCCCUGCUGGACAAAACCAAGUUCCUGGUCCCACAAGAGCUGACCAUGACUCAGUUUCUCAGCAUCCUCCGAACACUCAGACUUCUCCUCAGAUCUGCUAAGGGUUAUUUAGUGGAAAGUGAAGGCAACUACAGGAGAAUCGAAGUCAGGAACAGAUCCGAUUCGUGUCAGACUCCAGGAUGCUGGAGGAGCCGCUUGGUCCUAAGGACCACUGAAGCCUUUUACCUGCUGGUGAACAAUAAGAGCCUGGUCAGCACGAGUGUGACCAUGGCAGAGAUCUACAGGGACUACAAGGACAAGGACGGCUUCGUGUACAUGACCUACGCCUCCCAGGAGAUGUUCGGCUGCUUCGGGCUGGCAGCCAGCAGGGAUUGCAGCUGCUCAGGCACAGGGCCUGCAAUCAUCUCAGGCUCAUGUCAAGGGGAAUUUGUCUUCUAAUGGAUGCAGAUGGAACUGGUUUUCCCUGUGUUGCUUUGGAGGGGUCAAAGAAAAUAAGGAUGACCUGGAGAGUCAGCCCCAUCAAAUGACAUGGAAGCCAUGGGCCAUUUCUUGCUUGGUUUGUCUUUUCCUGCUCUCUUUCAUUAAAAGAAGUUCCCAUUGCUCUUGGAAAUAUUGUAAAUGGUAACUUUUUUCUGAAUAAGGAAUGGUUAACUUUUGUGAUGAUUUUGUAUGAUGAGCUGGAGUUAUCUUUUCAAUGUCUUCUAUGGUCGAGGCAGGGCAGGGCAUUGGGGAAUCUGAUUUCCCCCCCUUGCAUGUGGACAGGAGUCAUUUAUGUGGGUCAGUGUGGACAGAUCCACUGGUCUGUGGUCUCUGUGGAAGCCAGUGCAGCCAGUGUGGCCCUACCUGUGUCAUUAAAGAAAUUAUUGAUACAUUUCCACAGCACUCACUCAGUUAUUUCCUCUUAUGUUCCUUUUUGUCUAUGCCAUACACAUCUAUGCCAAUGUUAUAACUUCUCUAUUUUAAAUAAUUUAAAUGAUUAGUCUUUUUUAUAGAAUAGAAUUUUAAAAAUAAUGGCUAGCAUUUAAAUUAUUUUUCUGGACAAGGCUUUGUUCAAACACUCUACAUGUGUUUAUUUCUCAUAACUAUCCCAUAUGUUAAGCACUAUUAUCCCCAUUUUAAAGAUGAGAAAAUUGGGUCAAAGAAAGGUUAAGAAACUCACCCAAGGCCCCACAACGGGGUUUUGAAACCAGGCACUCUGGUUAGAACCCAGGCUCCAUACCCCCUUGCCUGUCUUCCUAUCUGAGGCAGAAGUUUCUUCACUUGGUGGCAACCUGCUAGUGCUUGAAGCUGAGCUGCACCAGCUCGACAGCCCACAACAGGAGACAGAGAAGGAGACACGUAACCGCAGUAGAGCUUGGUCACGUUAAACUAGUUUUGUGCUAAGGACGAUUACUGUAUGAUCUCAUCAGUAUGAAAUAAUUAGAAUAAGCAAAUUCAAAGAGUUUUAAAGUAGAAUAUAGGUUAAACCAGGGUCCAGGGUAGGAGUAGGGGAUGGAGAAUUAAUGCUUAAUCACUACAGAAUUUCUAUUUGGGGUGAAGGAAAAGUUUUGGUAAUGGAUGGUGAUGAUGGUAGCAGAACAUUGUAAACAUAAUUAACAGCACUU